GCAAGGCGCCAUCUACGAAAUCUGGUCGCAGUCCACUGUUGCCCGCUGGAGCAAGUCUGUUUGUGUACUGUGCCUACGUUGUUUCGUGGGCACAACGGGUUUUUCUAGCGGAAAUUUAGACAAGAAAGAGUCCUGGUGAUUGAAAGCUGCAGAACAAAACGAAGAAAAAGAAAGAAGAGUGAGGCCCGAAGGAGACGUCAUCAGAGCGCUCCGGAAGUGGUCCGAAGAUGAAGGCUGUGAUUUACCGUGCAUUUCCUCACAAAGAAGCCAGAGAGCACGAUGUGCAGGAGCUGGGAACCCAACGGGCUGAGGCCUUUGUGAGGGCCUUCCUGAAGCGGACCAUCCCGCACUUGAGCCAGCAAGACUGUGAGAGCCAUCUGCAGCGCAAGGCUGUGGUCUUGGAAUACUUCACUCGCCAGAAGCCAAAGCAGAAGAAGAAAUCCAAAGGCCUCUCUUCCAAACAGAGGAGAGACAUGAGGCUCUUUGACAUUAGCCCAGAGCAACAGAGAUACAGUCUCUUCCUCCCUCUGCAUGAACUCUGGAAGCAGUACAUCCGUGACCUGUGCAACGGGCUCAAGCCAGACACGCAGCCGCAGAUGAUUCAAGCGAAGCUCCUGAAGGCGGAUCUUCACGGUGCUAUUAUUUCAGUGAUGAAAUCCAAGUGCCCCUCCUAUGUGGGGGUCACAGGAAUCCUCCUGCAGGAGACCAAGCAUGUCUUCAAGAUAAUCACCAAAGAAGACCGACUGAAAGUUAUCCCCAAGCUAAAUUGUGUGUUCACCGUAGAAAUUGAUGGCUUCAUUUCCUACAUUUAUGGAAGCAACUUCCAGCUUCGGUCAAGUGAGAGAUCUGCCAAGAAGUUCAAAGUAAAGGGAACAAUUGACCUGUGAAUUCUUUGCCACUGGUGACAGAUGUUCCUGGCAGCUGAGAACUGGAAACACCUUAAAUACCCACUUUUCCAUGAAGCACUUUCUGGCUGUGGCCCGUCUCGACUCCAGGGAAAAAAAGAGUGACUGAAGAACAUUGAACAACACAGGAGGAAGUCGGGGGUAGAGAUUUGUCUCUCCAGGGAGGAAAGACUAGCAGAAAAUACACCAGGACUAACCUUGGGUGAUUUGAAGAAGGCGGCCAUUGGGUUCUGUCUUCAAUACAUUCCUAUGUUUCUGGAGCAUUCUGUGGUGAAUGAGUUCAGUUAAUAAUGAUAUAUUUGGAUAUCUUAGUUCUAUUUUAGCUGCUAUAUUUGUAACCUUUCUACUGUGUAAGACCAGAUGAGGUCUUUCUGCACAUGGCCAUUGGAACUACAGGUCAAGACCAGCAUUAAAAAUGGCUGGGAUCCAGCUACUCUGUGCCAGUAUUAAGAAGGCCUUGUCAUUGACACCUGGUUCAGAGGGGCCAGUUGCCCCUUGUUUGUAAGAGGUGUGUGACUGCUGGCCGGCUCAGAAACUGCCCUGGCAAUGGUAGGUGACAGCACAUCCAGCACUCACCCCAGGUCAGCAGUGGCGCUGGGGGGUCAGUGCUCGAUGCCUCCCACUCAGACUGCACUGGAUGGAAGAGGAAUGAGUGACCCUGAUGGUCUUUAUAUGACAGAAAAACAGAAAACCUACUCCCUCUCAGAAACCAAAGUGCAAGCCCAAAUCCCAGAGAUUAUCUAGACCCUGGUUCUGUCAACAUCAUCUAGACAUUCCUCAUGGCCCUGCCCCGGCCCACCUGGCCCCCGUGUUAUCACCACCCAGGUUCAGGGCACACAUGACCUCUCAGCCUGAAAAUGAUCAUUGUCCGAGGUCUUAGGGACUGGUAAAGAAAGGCUAAGAUCUGAACCAGAAGAGCUGGCUCCAGAGUCAAGUUCUUCCCAGGAGGACAGUCACAGGGGGGUGAGAGAGACUGCUAAGAGUGUGUGUAUGUUCCUUAUUUACCCAGCGCUCUACCAAGGAACUCUCCUGUGUAGAGUGACUGCUGUUCUAGCUGGCUGAAAGUGCGCAGGUGCUGCACCUUCAGAGCAGACCUGUUCAGCCCCACCCUCUGUGAUGCAAGGGGCGCACUAUGUUGCAUAAACACGGUUGCUUCCCAGAAAAGCUGCUGGUGCCACUUGCCAAGUGAAGCAUGUUACUGCUGCCCCAACUCAAGUGUCCAUUGACUAGCUAAGGACAUUCUCUCUCAAGGGAGACAAUGUAAUGCUCACCUGCCAUAGAGUCUCUGCUCUUCACCUUGUCUGGGAUGUGUUGCUGUUAUCUCCCUGACCUCCCCAGGGGACCAAGGUCCCCAGCAUCCUCCCAGAUACUGGUCCUGAGGAAAGUGCACUUGGUAUUACAUACAGCAUGACUAUCCAAGUCCCCACAACUUCAUGGAGAGGGGUAUGAUACUGGCACUUGUGACUGUCUCCAAGGAAUAGGACUGUGGUAGAAAUGAGAUUUGGGGUGUACAGAGUCACAUGACAACUCUGUUGAAUGUAAACCAUGCACUACAGAAACAUGAGCACCAUGCAGAGUGCUGAAGAAGCCAAUGGGAAGAACA
Messenger RNA from Chionomys nivalis (European snow vole), 2508 nucleotides. Its product is annotated as ribonuclease P protein subunit p29-like. Lineage: Eukaryota; Metazoa; Chordata; Mammalia; Rodentia; Cricetidae. Gene Ontology annotation, cellular component: ribonuclease MRP complex; ribonuclease P complex. The transcript is spliced from 7 exons. Bases 228 to 887 code for a protein of 219 amino acids. The record is from RefSeq and is a predicted model, not a curated record. Gene Ontology annotation, molecular function: ribonuclease P RNA binding. Gene Ontology annotation, biological process: rRNA processing; tRNA 5'-leader removal.